CUCUCUUUUCAUCGUCGUUCCUUGUGAAGAGGUUAGCUGCAUAUUGUUGAAAAACGUGGCGUUAAAAACUGUCAUCUGGAGUAAGCAAAACGUGAACUUAUUGUGAAAAAAGAAUUAAAAUUGAUUAUUGAAAAUGGCAACAAGAGGCCAGGCUCGGAGAAUACCGGAAUCGGAACCCCGUAUAGAUUAUGUCCAGUGUGAUGGAUUGGUGGUUAUGAAGAUGGUGAAGCAUUGUCAUGAAGAAUCCUUAAGCAACAUGGAUGUUUCACAGGGUGCCCUUCUGGGUCUGGUGGUUCAAAAUCGCCUGGAAAUUACGAACUGCUUCCCUUUUCCAAAGAGCGACGAUCUUAUGGACGAGGAAGAAUAUCAACUUACUAUGAUGCGCAGACUUCGAAGAGUGAACGUCGACCAUUUCCACGUUGGUUGGUACCAGAGCGCCGACGUAGGAAACUUUUUGAACAUGUCUUUGCUCGAAUCCCAAUAUCACUACCAAACAUCCAUCGAGGAAUCUGUCGUCGUGAUAUACGACACUGCCAAAUCUGCCCGCGGAUUUUUAACUUUGAAAGCCUAUCGCCUAACACCCCAAGCGAUCAAAAUGUACAAAGAGGGAGAAUUCACACCUGAAGCUUUGCGCACACUGAAAGUAGGCUACGAGUCUCUUUUCAUCGAACUUCCGAUAGUCGUCAAAAACAGCAACUUGACCAACGUCAUGAUGUCCGAAUUGGAGGAGAUGAUCCCAGAGGAACUGGGAACCAAGCAUUUGGAUCUCGGAACUGCCACCGUCUUGGAAACCCAACUGCGUUGCUUGAUGGAUCGGGUCGAUGAGCUCAACCAAGAGGCGAUCAAAUUCAACAGAUAUCAAAGUUUGGUUGUUCGCCAGCAGCAAGACAAGAACAGGCUUCUGCUCAAGAGAGCUCAAGAAAAUGCUGCCAGGGCUGCUAAAGACGAACCUCCUCUUCCUGAUGACGAUAUCAAUAAGUUGAUCAGACCUUUGCCGGUUCCGGCAAGAUUAAACCCCAUGAUCGUUGCUGGACAGAUCAAUACUUAUAGCCAACAUAUAUCUCAGUUCUGCGCACAGAGUUUAGCCAAGCUUUAUAUUACUCAGAGUCUCCAAAGUGCUAAGGAAUCUAAAUCAUCAAAUUGAGAGGCUGAUUUACCACUGUAUUCUGGUGGACGACACUUUUUGUAGAAAAAAAAACAUACAUAAGAUACAUUUAUGAGUAUUAAAACAACCAUCUCUAUGGGAAAUAAAAUUCGUAUUAUGAAA
Molecule: messenger RNA, 1267 nt
Organism: Belonocnema kinseyi
Lineage: Eukaryota; Metazoa; Arthropoda; Insecta; Hymenoptera; Cynipidae
Gene: eIF3h
Product: eukaryotic translation initiation factor 3 subunit H
Exons: 2
Coding region: 134-1144 (336 amino acids)
Cellular component (GO): cytoplasm; eukaryotic 43S preinitiation complex; cytosol
Molecular function (GO): metallopeptidase activity; translation initiation factor activity; protein binding
Source: RefSeq, a predicted model, not a curated record